Durusdinium trenchii is the source of this 1827-nucleotide messenger RNA. The record is from the annotation of a GenBank genome assembly. Lineage: Eukaryota; Dinophyceae; Suessiales; Symbiodiniaceae.
AUGACCACCUGCGACCGGUCCCAGAAUCUGGUCCCUGACCUGAACGGCUGGUGCCGGGACCGCGCCUGCGACCCGAUUCUGGACCAGGACAUUUGCUGUGUACCAGCUGCCUUCUGCGACGGGAUGCAGUGCUUGCCCGGCUACGUCUCGAAGCUCAACGCUGCUGAGAUCCAGUGUCCCAACAGCAUUUGCUUCCCGGACAGCGACCGCGACCUCUGUUGCGAGCAACAAGGGCUGUGUUCGGAUCUGCCCUACACCAGCGCCGAUUGUGCCACCGGAACGUACUUCAAUUUCGAUGCCUUGUGUCAGCAAAAGCAAUGCAACAACGUGACGGAUCUCUGGACGUGUUGCCAGCCUGCGAUGCGCUGCGAUUUGGGGCUGAACUGCUCCCAUGGCUACGUGGAGAAACCGGAGUACGCCGAGACCUACUGCUUGGCUCCAGACUGCAACCUUCUGGAUCAUCUCCUGGUGUGUUGCGACCCUGCAGCGCCAUGCUCUGACAUCACCUGUGGCCAUGGCUACUACCAGCUGAGCGACACCUACUGCAGCGGCACCAGCUGCAAUGAGACCUUGGACUUUGAUCAUUGUUGUUUGGAUUCCGCCACCUGCUCCACUCUCGCGGACCAAAGCUGUCCGUAUGGCUAUUGGUUCGACUCCCCGGAGCGCUGCGUCCGAGACCCCUGCGUGGACAGCGACCGCUUCCCGGGCGAUUGCUGCAAGCCCUCGGAGCCCUGCGCGUCGCUGACCUGUCCGCAUGGCAGUGUCUACAAAACCAACUAUGCUUCUCUGACCUGCUUGCUGGAUGUGUGCAACAUGACGAUCGAUUUGGAUCGUUGCUGCGACGUCGCUGCCCAUUGUGAUACCUUGGACUGCGGCCAUGGCUACACGCCGGACCCUACGGCCAACGACACCUACUGCCCGGCCACCUCUUGUGACAUCAACCGAGACCGUGACCUCUGCUGUGAAGCUGCACCGCUGUGUGCCACAGCCUUCACGUGCCCCCACGGCUUCACGCCGUGGCCGGACACCUACUGCGACGGGAUCUUUUGCGAUGACACCCGAGAUCGGGACAUUUGUUGUCGUCCUGCCAUGUCGUGCACGGCCUUGGCCUGUCCUUUGAACUAUGUCACGCGCUUCGACGCCUACUGCGACGGCAUCUCCUGUGACUUCACCCGGGACCUGAACUGGUGCUGCGAGCGUGGCAUGGCCCUGAUGUACUACAAGUUCGUGCCUUUGGACCUGCGACAGAGUGGCUACACGGUAGUUCAGAUGUCCGACUUCUACAUCUACAACCAGCAGGUCGAAGUGGAUGGCUUUGAUCAAGCGGUCUUCUAUUGCGACCCGUGCAACACCCCAGUGAACGGCCAAGAAGAUCCGCCCAACUUGGGCGACGGCAACGGGGACACCAAAUGGCUGGACUACACCAUGAAUCCCUUCUUCGUAAGGAUCCCUUCGCCACAGCCCAUCUUCAGCUAUAGCUUCGUCACCGGGAACGAUGAGCCGAUCCGCGACCCGUGGCUUUGGCAGCUGUGGGGCUCGCCCAAUAGCGUGGACUGGGUGAUCCUGCAUGAGGUGAGUGAUCCCAAUCACAACCUGGUGCCACUGGAGAGGAAGACCUCCACCGGGCAGAUCAGCAUCGAGGUGCCAUGCUUCUCGCCCAUGCAGGUGCACAUUUCCAACGCCGCCAAUAUCACCUGCGAGGAAGGGGAUCUCAUUCGCCACAACACCAACUGCACCCCGGUGUGCGAGGAAGGCUUCACAGCAGACCUGGACAGCCUUCUUUGCCAGGCUGGCGAGCUCACCCCGGCCUUGUUCGCGUGCGCUUGA